GGCUUUUUGUUUAUUAACUGUGUCCAGUGAGCUUGCUAAGUAAACUUUGUCAUGAAUUCUAACUUCUCUGCAGAUUCUUCUGGAUUCCCUAUAUUCCCAGUGGCAUUGUAUGUGGUAUUUCCGUGUGACAAGUGACAAUGAUGGAUUUCCUAAUGCCAAACCAACUUGGCGCUCCUGGAAGAAGGCCAUCGUGGGCACCGCUGGUAUGCUUUGUGGACCAAGAGAACUGAGGCUGGCGUACAGACACAGUCCCUGUGACGGAGUGGUGCUAGUCCUACACGAUGGGCAGUGGGGACACGUGUGCAACCAGGAGUGGACGUUGGCAGAGGCAUCCGUGGUCUGCAGGCAGCUGGGCUGUGGACAUGCUGUGGGAGCCCCCAAGUACGUCCCACUGCCCGGGGAGAUGGUGCGGCCCUGGCUCCACAACGUGUCCUGCAGGGGUGACGAGCCCUCCCUCUGGGAGUGCAGCCUUGGGAGUAGUCUUUAUUCUGCAGCUAAGUUGGCCUUGCAUCUGACCUACAGCCCUUCUGCAUCCUCCACGGAGUAUGUGAAGUCUCUAUGA
Messenger RNA from Herpailurus yagouaroundi (jaguarundi), 562 nucleotides. RefSeq names its product scavenger receptor family member expressed on T cells 1 (gene SCART1). The coding region runs from base 110 to 562 and encodes 150 amino acids. NCBI's taxonomy places the organism in Eukaryota, Metazoa, Chordata, Mammalia, Carnivora, Felidae. The record is from RefSeq and is a predicted model, not a curated record. Gene Ontology annotation, cellular component: plasma membrane. Gene Ontology annotation, biological process: zymogen activation. The transcript has 4 exons. Gene Ontology annotation, molecular function: serine-type endopeptidase activity.